CGUGGCGUCAAAGUGGAAAAAGUGACAGUGAUUGGCGCUAAUUCCCCAGCGGUGACAUCAUCUCCCCUGGUGAGCUGUGAUUGGCUGACGGACUCGGCCAAUCGCAGCUCGCGCAAACGGGAAGCGUUUAAAAAAGAGGCAAAAGUCUCGCAGCACAUGAAGCGCAGGUCCACUGCACACAGCUCCGCCGGAACCGGGACGCCGCCGCCUCCAUCCUUCCACUCCAGCUCGCGUCUGUCAACAGAGAUGUCCACGCACUUCCGGAGCGGCCCUGCGUUCGGGCUGUCCGCCGAGGUCAAGAGUAAGCUGGCGGGGAAGUACGACCCUCGUAAGGAGGAGGAGCUGAGGUUGUGGAUGGAGGACCUGACGGGCAAGAGGAUGGGCGAGAACUUCAUGGAGAGCCUGAAGGACGGCGUCCUGCUGUGCGAGCUCAUCAACGUCCUCCAGCCGGGCUCUGUGAGAAAGAUCAACCACUCCAGUCAGAACUGGCACCAGCUGGAGAACAUCGGGAACUUCGUCCGGGCGAUCACCGAGUUCGGACUGAAGCCUCACGACAUCUUCGAGGCCAACGACCUGUUUGAGAACGUCAACCACACUCAGGUCCAGAGCACGCUCAUCGCUCUGGCAGGCAUGGCCAAGUCCAAAGGUUUCCAAUCCAAAUACGACCUGGGAGUGAAGUACGCUGAGAAGCAGCAGCGGCGCUUCGCUCCGGAAAAGCUGCGGGAGGGACGCAACAUCAUCGGCCUGCAGAUGGGCACCAACAAGCUGGCCAGUCAGAAGGGCAUGACCUCCUACGGAACACGCCGUCAUCUGUACGACUCCAAGAUCGGCAUGGACAACCCGGAGGACCGGUCCACCAUCUCGCUGCAGAUGGGCACCAACAAGGGGGCCAGCCAGGCCGGGAUGACGGCCCCUGGCACCAGGAGACACAUCUUCGACAAGAAGCUGGAGCUGGAGAACUGCGACACGUCCACCAUCUCGCUGCAGAUGGGCACCAACAAAGUGGCGUCCCAGCAGGGCAUGACCACCUACGGGCUCCCGCGGCAGGUCUUCGACAACAAGUACUGCACCAACCCCACCGAGGCCUUCUACGACAACGGCGGCGAGGUGGACUUCGACGGCUACAACCAGUACUCCGACUGACCGGCUCCACCUCCCUCCCACUCCAGACGGUGAACUGCCAGACUCUUAUUUAACGUUGUUUUUAACUCCAAACACAUCUGCGGUUCGAAGAUGUGGCCAGCUAGAUUAAUAUAUUGGAGCACAAAAACGCCCCGAAGCCGAGCUCUUCUCUGUAUAGUUUUUUAACUUUCACUUUUUUUUUUUUUUUUUAAACAAGUCAGACGCAGGUUCGGAAUGUUCUGGUGCUCAUGACCCACUUUCAGAAUCUUUUCGGGAUUCCCUCGAAGUCCCCGAAGCGAGAAUAAACUUCCGUAAUAUGCUGUAACCAUCAGAAUUUACAGCUGCAGAUGCUUGGUUGCCAUCUUCAGGCCGAUACGAACACUGCAUCAUAAAUGACGAGAAAGUGUGGCACGUUUCAAAACUCUGCUUUGCUUUGUUUUUGUGGGAAGAAAUUUGCCGUUCUACCUUAUAAAAUCAAUUGAGUGACCUCAAAGUGAUGUACACUCAUGGGUUCAUUACUUUAAAAUAAGGACGUUAUAUCAAUUGAAUUCACCUGGCGACACCAUCUAAUUCUUGACCCCCGAAAUAUUCCUUCUAUGAUACAUGAGUCCAAAUCUGACUGGUGUGUGUGAACGUCCAUUUUUACCAAAGAGUUAUUGGUGUUCAACUGCCGCACAAGAGCCUUCUGAGCCAAAACUGCUCAUGUGAUGCAGAAGGUUCCAGAUUGAAGUGCCACUUUUCAUAGUGUUUUUAGAGAUAUUCCAGCCAUAACAAUAUGCAGCCCGUCUGAAACGUGCUGUUGAAAUUUUGGGGACCGGGGUUCUAAUUAAAGCCAGAAGUGUAAAUAAGUUUGGAAAGUUAUGGUUUCAGAUUAGUGUAUAGACAACAGCUAGGUUUGUCAGAGAUGCUGCGUUCAAGUGCAAUUGGUCACCGACGUUUUAGGAGAAUGGUGAAAGGAAAAGUUCCAUUUUUAUCAUCGCACUGUGAAUUAUUUUGAAGGGGGCUGAUGUGCAGCGGGGAUUGAACGGAAGGUGGACGUUUGAAGGUUUACGAGGUCAGUGAACGCACCACUGGGGGGUUUUCGAUGUUUUGACCGCUUCAUGAAAUGCUUUGAACACAGCUGUGAAACAUUGAUUCAACUUUUAUCAUUUUAAAUUUGCGUUCAGCGUCUAAUGCUCCAGUGCACCAAAAUUCCUUCAGCAAGUGCCAGUGAAUGCAUCAGUACCAAGAAAAGUCAAAGUCAGUGAUUGACAGCCUUUCUGUUUACAUUGUUUUUACAUAUAAUAAAAGUGUUGCGAAUCAUAAAAUGACCUUUAAGAUGUUUUGCUACGAUCUAGUCGUUUUGAGUCCAGCCUCAGUGUGACAAAGGAAUUUUGGCGAUGAACAAUUUCAACAAAUGUUUGACCUUUUUAUUUUGAAUUUUACUGAAUAUGACAUUUGUGCAAUAAAAUACUUAAAAACCAGCGUUUUUUCUCAUU
Molecule: messenger RNA, 2600 nt
Organism: Synchiropus splendidus (mandarinfish)
Lineage: Eukaryota; Metazoa; Chordata; Actinopteri; Syngnathiformes; Callionymidae
Gene: cnn1b
Product: calponin 1, basic, smooth muscle, b
Exons: 7
Coding region: 157-1143 (328 amino acids)
Biological process (GO): actomyosin structure organization
Molecular function (GO): actin binding
Source: RefSeq, a predicted model, not a curated record